Prunus armeniaca (apricot) is the source of this 243-nucleotide messenger RNA. The record is from the annotation of a GenBank genome assembly. NCBI's taxonomy places the organism in Eukaryota, Viridiplantae, Streptophyta, Magnoliopsida, Rosales, Rosaceae.
AUGCCAAGGCGGUGUGCUGUGUGUAAAAGUUAUGAGGAUCGAAUACUUUCGUCGCAGUUAGUUUUAAUCGAAUGCGGUGCACGAUCCAACGGUGGCUGGAAGGCAGUAGCACUAGUAUUACAUGAUGAUCAUAUCUCUUAUGUGAUCGUGGAAGCUGAUUGGGACCAUAUGAUGGCUGCAUAUGGCCCCUUUAGAAUGAGACCGACUUUCUCAUUAAAUGCAGAGAGGGAUGGGGCAGAAUAA